AACCCCACGAAAGUCUGCUUCCGAGUUCCGCUACCUGUUUGUCAUAUGCAACAUGCCGCUAUUUUGAGGAUUAAGUAGGGCGCCAAAUUUGCUUCCGCUGAUGAUAGUAGCUUUACCCGUUAGCCUGGUGUGUGUCUCGUCACGUGUUAUAGGUUGUAUAAACGUUUUAUAAGAUGGCUCCUAAGAGAAAGGCUCCUUUGAAAAGGAAACUUGCUGAGGAAUUCCCUCCAGGAGAGGUGUUGGUGGACACUGCUAAGAAACAGUGGAAGUUGGGAACACCCAUUGGUAAGGGUGGUUUUGGACUUCUGUACUUGGCUGAUGAAAAUUCUUCAAAACCUGUCAGCAACAAUGCUCCUUAUGUGGUUAAAGUGGAGCCUAGUGAUAAUGGGCCCCUUUUCUCUGAACUCAAGUUCUACAUGAGAGCUGCAAAACCAGAACUGAUUCAGAAAUGGAUUACCUCCCAAAAGCUAAAGUAUCUGGGUGUGCCAAAGUAUUGGGGGUCUGGACUUCAUGAAAAAAAUGGAAACAGUUACAGAUUUAUGGUGAUGGAUCGUUUUGGAUCAGACCUACAGAAGAUUUUUGAAAGUAAUGGAAAACGAUUUUCUCACAAAACCGUGCUGCAGUUAGGCUUAAGAUUGCUUGAUAUUUUGGAAUAUAUUCAUGAACAUGAGUAUGUACAUGGUGACAUCAAAGCUUCUAAUCUUCUUCUCAGCCACAAGAAUACAAAUCAGGUGUAUUUGGUAGACUAUGGUCUUGCCUACAGAUACUGCCCAGAAGGAAUCCACAAAGAAUACAAAGAAGAUCCUAAAAGGUGCCAUGAUGGCACAAUUGAAUUAACAAGUAUUGAUGCGCAUAAAGGAGUAGCUCCAUCAAGACGUGGUGACUUGGAAAUCCUUGGAUAUUGUAUGAUGCAGUGGCUUUGUGGCAGUCUGCCUUGGGAGGACAAGUUAACGGACCCCAACUAUGUUAGAGACUCCAAAAUAAGAUACAGAGACAAUAUUUCUUCAUUAAUGACCAAAUGCUUCUCUGGCAAAGAUGCCCCAGAAAUAGCAAAGUACUUGGAGUAUGUGAAGGCUAUGGGAUAUACAGAAAAACCUCAGUAUAAGAAGCUUCGAGAAAUCUUCCUAGAUGGCCUCAAAUCUAUAGGUGCUAAAGAUGAUGACAAGCUAGAUUUAAGUAUUUUGGAAAAUGGAAGCCUUACUGCAGUUGGUGAACAUAAGAAAAAAGCAGCUGGAAGGUCAAAGAAAACUACAGAGCCACGGUCAUCAGGGGGAGAAAAGUCACCUAAAAAGAAAGCUGGUCUUUCAAAUCCUGUACACAGUCGUAAGCAAGAAGUGGAAGAAAGAGCUGCACAUUCAUCUUCAGACCUGCCUAAGCGUAAGAGGAUGAAGAAGUAGAAUUAGUCUCAGAAAAAUAGCUUAUUUUUGUAGCCCCCGAAUGCACUGCAGCAGUGUAUAUUUUAACUUAUCCGUGGAAAAUAUUUAGAAAGUCUUAACUGCACAACUUUGUAUUUUCUAUGUCUUUUUAUAAAUUAAAAAAUUUAAAGAAA
Messenger RNA from Protopterus annectens (West African lungfish), 1549 nucleotides. RefSeq names its product VRK serine/threonine kinase 1 (gene VRK1). Bases 174 to 1397 code for a protein of 407 amino acids. Gene Ontology annotation, biological process: peptidyl-serine phosphorylation; signal transduction. The transcript has 13 exons. Gene Ontology annotation, molecular function: ATP binding; protein serine/threonine kinase activity. Lineage: Eukaryota; Metazoa; Chordata; Ceratodontiformes; Protopteridae. Gene Ontology annotation, cellular component: cytoplasm; nucleus. The record is from RefSeq and is a predicted model, not a curated record.